This is a messenger RNA of Drosophila kikkawai, 2065 nucleotides long. RefSeq names its product UNC93-like protein MFSD11. Lineage: Eukaryota; Metazoa; Arthropoda; Insecta; Diptera; Drosophilidae. The record is from RefSeq and is a predicted model, not a curated record.
UUAAUUAUUAGCAAAAGAAUAUUCGACUCUCGGUGUGGGGUUCCCAAACCUCGUCUUACUUUUAUUAGUGCGCCGCUCCAACGUAUUUUCCAUUCAACUCUCAACGGUCGACGCGUAAACAUUGCAUUUAACUUUCGUGCUCUGUGUUUUCGUUUGAGUUUUUGCGUGUUUUUAUUUAUACCCAUCUAUCUGUUUGAGUUAUUGUGUUCUGUGAUAAAUAGAUGCAGCGCUAUCUGUGUACCGUUCGCUGCGUUCCGUUCGUCAAUUAAGAGAACCAGCUGAGUUCACGCCCUCUUCUCUUCCUCCGCGCCGUCCCCGCGUCACCGCUGCUCCCGCCGAAUGCAAAUGCAGUGAGCGCGGCAAGUUAAUUGAAUUCGAUUUGAUUGCAAUAAUCUCGCAGUGGGCAGGAGUCACGUCACAGCAUCAGCAUGGAUAUAAAAUUCCUGAUGAUUCUCAUCCUGGGCUUCGGCUUUCAGUUCGUCUUCACGGCAUUCCAGACCAUGUGUAACAUUGAGAAAACCAUACUGGACAGUAUCUCCAAGGAGGAUGAGAACUUCAAGGGCGAGGGCUACACCAGCCUGGCCAUCAUCUACCUGUUCUUCUCGCUCUCCAACUGGCUAGCGCCUUCUUUUAUUUCGUUUACGGGUCCCCGCGUGGCCAUGGUCGUGGGAGCAUUGACCUAUACGGCUUUCAUGAUUACGUUCAUGUUCCCAUCGACGGUGCUGCUGUACGUGGGCAGCGCAGUGCUGGGGCUGGGGGCAUCGAUCACUUGGACCGGCCAGGGAACCUACCUGGCGCGCUGCAGCGAAACGACCACCAUCUCCCGCAACUCUGGCGUCUUUUGGGCUCUGCUGCAGUGCAGCAUGUUCAUCGGCAACCUGUUCGUGUACUAUCAGUUCCAGGACAAAACCGUCAUCGACAAGGAGACCCGGAAUUUGGUCAUCGGCGUGCUAACGGUGAUAGCCAUUUUGGGCAUCGUCUUUUUAGCCGCCCUGCGAUUCAUGGCCGACAAUGCCGAGCACGACAACGAGCUGGAGCAGAAGCAUACGGGAUGUGGACAGGCCAUGUAUGCCUUAAAGUCGGCCGGUCAACUUUUCUGUACCAAGAAGAUGCUACUCCUCAGCCUGGCCUUCUUCUAUACAGGACUGGAGCUGUCGUUCUUUAGUGGCGUCUUUGGCUCCGCCAUUGGAUUUACAACGAAAAUAGCGCAGACACCGAAAGAGAUCGUUGGCCUGGUUGGCAUUUGCAUUGGAGCUGGCGAGGUCUUUGGAGGUGGACUCUUCGGGAUACUGGGCAACAAGACAACGAGAUAUGGACGCGAUCCCAUCGUCAUUGCCGGCUACGUGAUGCACAUGGCGGCCUUCUUCAUGACGUUCAUCAAUCUGCCGAACAGCGCACCGUUCAAAGAUACCAACGAUAUAUCCUACCUGGAUCCGCCCAGCGCCAGCAUUGCUCUGGUCUGUGCCUUCCUGCUGGGCCUGGGCGAUGCCUGCUUCAACACCCAGAUCUACUCGAUGCUGGGCGGCGAGUAUGUGAACAACGCAGUGGGGGCUUUUGCCCUGUUUAAGUUCACCCAGUCCGUGGCGGCGGCCAUCAGCUUCUUCUACUCCUCGCACUUCGGGCUGUACGUUCAGCUGGGCAUACUGGUGGUGACCGGAACCAUUGGCACCAUCGCCUUUGUGUUCGUCGAGUGGGGCUUCAAGCGGCAGCACCGGGAGCAGGAGGCGCUGGAUAAGUAAUCAAUCAGUAAUCCCACCUACUAAGGUAUUAGGACUAGCCACUAUUGUCCACGUUUGUUGAAUUCCUCGGAAGUGCGCUGAAUCCGUGCGACUGCGACGUCUUCCUAGACAAUAACUGUUAAGUGUUGUUGUGCGCUACCGUUGCUAUAUUGUACGUAAUGCGUAUUUUAAUGUUAGCAUUCCAAAACGUAAUCAUAAUCUAGUUGUCUAUGUUUUUAUAUGUGUGUAUUGUAUACAGUAUAUGUAUGUGCGUUUAUUUAUUUUAAGCAGCGAGUGUGCAAUUGUAAAUGGAUAAUUAAAGCGACAGAUUUUGAGUAUUAGUGAAA